Molecule: messenger RNA, 2616 nt
Organism: Cloeon dipterum
Lineage: Eukaryota; Metazoa; Arthropoda; Insecta; Ephemeroptera; Baetidae
Exons: 3
Coding region: 288-1010 (240 amino acids)
Source: RefSeq, a predicted model, not a curated record
ACCCCCGCGCGCGUGCGAAGAAGAGGGUGGUUCGGCGCGCGGUGGAGGCGGCAGUGGGGCAGCCCCAGUGCACCCUCUAGCUCCGGAGCAUCCAAAUAAUACACGGCGCGCGCGAGGGCGAUCACGUGACGCCCCGCGACGCUGGAGCCCGCCCGAGUGCAGAGCUCCAGCAUCCCUUUCUUUCGUUAUCACCCCCCAUUCAGAUGCUGCGCGCCUAGCGGACGGCUCGCCCGCCGAGCAGCAGCACACAUAGUGUCCCGGUGUCGGUGCACCCUGGCUUGGUAACAAUGGAGCGGCCGACGCUGGACAAGAGACUGCUCUUCUUCUGCCUCGUAGUCGGCAUCUUCGCGACCAUUGUUAUCCACGGGGCAGAAGCCAAGGGCGGAGGAGGGGUCGGCGGCAUCGCCGGCACCAUCAACGAGGCUUUCGACUCGCACACUCGAAAGGGCAGCGCUAUCAGUUCAGCCAAGUCCACUUACAAAUAUCGAGCUGGAGGCUACCAUGGGGGUGGCACGUACGGCCGCGGUGUGGUGGAUGAAAACCUGCCGUUGUGGAAGUUGCUGCUCAUCAUCUUGGCCGUGUGCCUGAUGGUCUUCUGCAUCCUGCUGCUGUGCUACUGCAUCAGGGCGUCUCAGGAGCCCGACGAGCGGCAGGCCAAGGUGACCGAGUAUCUGAAGCACCAGGAGGAGCAGCGCAAGAGCGGAUUCCCCGUCAACCCGCAGCCCAUCAUCUACCCGAACUCGAACGGCGAGCCGGCCAAGGUGCCAGUGGCGCCACCGCUGUCCCCCGGACAGGUGGCGUCCGACGCCACCUUCUUCCCCCCGGCGAUGGAGUCCCUGAGCACCACUUCGACACUGUUGCCGCCUGAGGCACCCACCCCAUCCUCCUCCAACGCAGACACACCUGCACCGAUCGGCUUCUACAUUCCACCCGAAAUCCAGCAAGUGUACACCUCGGAGGAUGUGCAGGCACAGAGUGACAGCCAACAGCAGCCCCUUGAGAAAUACUAACCUGCGACACUUGCACUAUUGAAGUUUGGAACACGCAACUGUGGAGCGAUCCAAGUUCAAAUAAGCGCAGUUUCUAUGAAUUUAUUCGUGAUAAAAAACGCAUUCUAAAAGAAACUCAACAUCCACUCUCAUUUUUUUAGAAUUGGAUUAAAAUCACCUUCUUAGCAUUUUGAACAAGAGCAAAAUAUUUAUAAUUAUGCCAGCAGCAGGCAGGGCACAGACCUGCUAUUGACGACAAUUAUGAAAUGCUCAAUCUUAUCUGUUUCCAGAAAGGUCUGGGUUUGGUUUUAGAAAUUCGGUGCAUUACAGGGGCAGAGUUAAGUUUUAAUAUUAUUUUAUCGCGAAAUAAAACAGCGUCAUCUGCCCGUAACUAAAAGCCACAGUUGUGAUUCCACGGGGUUCUAUCAGUGCAGCAGUCGUAUCUCGACUUAAUUAGUAAAUUAAGGGGUGCCUUCGAUACACACAAGGACUGCUAAUGUCAUCAUGUACCUAAGAAUAUUUAUCAACGUCAACUGAUUGUGAGAACUUGAACUUUGGUUUACUUGGCUACACAGUGUCUCCAAUUUCGUCUGUAGUUCAUGACAAUGUGAUUGAUCAUUUUUGGCAUAUUUUUAUAAGCGUGGUUUGCUAUUUCUUUCGAUAUUUUUUUCGCGGACCUGUCGAAUUCACUCCGGAAAUUCAGACACCGUAGAUGAUAAUUUUUGUCUUUCUUUCUAUCAGCAAUGUGCUAUACGAAGGAGCUUUCUAGUAAAGGGGAGAUGUAAAUAAAUAUGUUUCCCUAUUUUUUUAGUCGACUAAUGGGUUGUUCUGAAAGUUCGUCGUUUCAUCGGUAAAAUAAUGUGUGCACUCUAAACUAAAUAAAGUAUUGCCUCAACAAAAAAAUUUGUACAAUCAAACAAUUGAUUAAAUGAAAAAUAUAAAGCUAACAUCAAGUAAUGGCACCAAUUAAGUAAUAAAAAUCAAUUUUAGCGUUUUUAAUUUUUCCUCAGUGGAGCUGAAAGUCAGAGUGCUAAAAAUUUUACUGCGGUUUAAAAUAAAAAGUUAACUAAGCAAUUGCAAAUCUGAAAAAAAAAAUGAAAAUACUCAACACAAAGGCAACUUGAUUGGCUUUCAUAAAAGUUGCUGAAUAUUUUCUUUCAAAGUAUUUCAAUUAAACGGAGCUCAACUGAUGAGCUUACGAAAAAGAUAAAAACCUGUUGAUUAUACACUAUAUCUAAAAUAUAGGGAGAAAAAUGUUAUUUAGAUGGACUAAAUUACGCAAAUUAUAUUAUAUUAUAAUGGAAUAGCACAAAGUAUCAAUGUUUAUCAAGAUAGAAAACCAUAUUAUGGUUUAGAAAAUCAUUGUGAAGGAAAUAUCCUUAAACGUAGUCUAGUAUCACUUCCUUCUUUCAACUACUCAUGUUCAUUCCCCGGAAACCACACAGCACAUGUUAUUCAACCACAAUGUAUAUUACACGAACAUUUAAAUAAAUUAAUUUAUUGUCUAAAUGACAUUGUUUUAUAUUGUAAAAUAUAUCUCUUAAGUAGAGUGUGACCAUAGAAAUUUUAUUUCUUAACUGGUCUGCUGUGAGAGGCAACUAAUAAAAGCAAUUGUGAUUAAGUAUAA